Esox lucius (northern pike) is the source of this 1180-nucleotide messenger RNA. RefSeq names its product FKBP prolyl isomerase 3 (gene fkbp3). The coding region runs from base 45 to 707 and encodes 220 amino acids. The record is from RefSeq and is a predicted model, not a curated record. Gene Ontology annotation, molecular function: peptidyl-prolyl cis-trans isomerase activity. The transcript is spliced from 7 exons. NCBI's taxonomy places the organism in Eukaryota, Metazoa, Chordata, Actinopteri, Esociformes, Esocidae.
UACAGUCCUACUGAGGUGAAAGUUCAGUCAGUGCGCCUUGUAAAAUGGCGGCUGAGUUGACCAGAGAGUGGAGCGAUGAGCAGCUCAAAAGUGAUGAUCUACCCAAAAAAGACGUAAUUAAGUUCAUUCAGGACAAUGCUGCCCACUCGUUUCUUGCAGAACACAAGUUGCUGGGAAAUAUAAAGAAUGUUGCUAAAACGGCCAAGAAAGAGCAACUCAUUAUUGCCUACAAUGAUUUGUUCGAGAGCAAGAGGUUUUUAGGUUCAGAACCCAUUGAAGAUGUGACGGAACAUACAAAAACUUUGAAGAUUGAAGACAAGCCCAAAGAAGUUGUGGAAGUCCUGGAUGAGGGUCCUCCGAAGUUUUUUAAGUCUGUACUGAAGAAAGGAGACAAGACGAACUUCCCUAAGAAGGGUGACAACGUCAGCUGUUGGUACACUGGCUCCCUGGAGGACGGCACAGUUUUUGACACCAACAUCCCUGCAACUGCCAGAAAGAAGAAACAGAGCAAGCCACUGAGCUUCAAAGUGGGCUUGGGCAGAGUCAUUAGAGGGUGGGAUGAAGGCAUCCUAACAAUGAGCAAAGGCGAGACCGCGAAACUGGAGAUUGAACCCGAAUGGGCCUACGGAAAGAAAGGACUUCCUGACUCAAAAAUCCCACCCAACGCAAAGCUGAUUUUUGAAGUCGAGCUGGUGGCUGUCGAUUAAAGGCAGAAACCUUCCCAGCAUGCACUUGUCUCUGAAACACGGUGGCUGCUAGAUGGCCAUGCUUGGAAGAACAGAAGUAGCUUUCGUUGUCAGAACUUUGAAGAAAGAAUCUGUAAUAUGUUGUCUUAAUUUACUUUAAAGGUUUGUCUGGUUGUUUUUAAAUCUUUUUCUGCAUUAGCCGAGUUCUUGAGCAUUGUCUCUGUUGUAUGAAGCAGGAAGAGAUUCGAUAGCUGUUUAGGGUUACUUGUGGUGAUUUGAAAUGGUGCCAUACUUUUGUUCUUUCUAGCAUGGCCAGAUAGUGCUGACCGGGCAACACUGUACAGAUGGGUCAUCCUUCCUGACCACAGCUACCACAGAGGAAAGCCUCUUUUCAGGAUGUUCAGUUUUAUUCCUGUUUUUUUUUUUUGUUUUCUUUGUUCUUUUGCAUGUGUAAUGUUCUUGUAAAGAAUUAUUAAACAAAUUUGACACUAAAA